UCUGCUCUGCCGCAGCCGGCAGACACUUGGGAAAGUUGUCGCGUUUUGCAGGCGGGGAGCGACUACCGGCGAAAGAAAGAGGGAGAUCUCUUUGGAAACAUGGAGCUGCUGUGCUGCGAGGUGGAUCCCAUGAGGAGAGCUCUGCCUGACCCGAACUUGCUCUACGAUGACCGCGUUUUGCACAACUUACUAACCAUAGAGGAAAGGUAUCUGCCCCAAUGCUCCUACUUCAAGUGCGUCCAGAAGGACAUCCAGCCCUUCAUGAGGAGGAUGGUGGCCACUUGGAUGCUGGAGGUCUGCGAAGAGCAGAAGUGCGAAGAAGAAGUUUUCCCUCUGGCCAUGAAUUACUUGGACAGAUUCUUAGCUGUGGUGCCCACUCGGAAGUGCCAUCUGCAGCUGCUGGGGGCGGUGUGCAUGUUUUUGGCCUCCAAGCUGAAAGAGACAAUCCCACUCACAGCCGAGAAGCUGUGCAUAUACACGGACAAUUCCAUCAAACCCCAAGAGCUGCUGGAAUGGGAGCUGGUGGUGCUGGGGAAGUUGAAGUGGAACCUUGCAGCCAUCACCCCACACGAUUUCAUUGAACACAUCCUAAGGAAGGUGCCUCUCCCUAAAGACAAGUUGCUUUUGAUCCGGAAGCAUGCACAAACCUUCAUCGCCCUUUGUGCCACAGAUUUUAACUUUGCCAUGUACCCACCAUCAAUGAUAGCAACUGGAAGUGUGGGAGCAGCCAUCUGUGGCCUUCAGCUCGAUGAUGGGGACAGUCUCACAGACCUCCUGGCCAAGAUCACAAACACAGAUGUGGACUGCCUUAAAGCUUGUCAGGAACAGAUCGAGGCGGUGCUUGUGAAUAGCCUGCAGCAAGUCCGGCAGCAGCAGCAGCAGAGCAGCCCCUCCAAGACAGUGGAUGAACUGGACCAGGCCAGCACUCCCACAGAUGUGAGAGACAUCAACCUGUGAGGACAUCGGCACACAAAGUCAUGCUUGCUCCCCCAGACCCUUUAUUUUUGUUAUUAUUUUUAGAGUGAAAUUUUUUUUAAACUGCUCCCACAUAGAACAUAUUUAAAGCUCUUUUAGGUAUAAAGAAAAACAAAAAAAAGUACAAAAACUGAAUAAUGAAAAAAAAAAGCGUUUGGUACCUGUGAUGUUCUACAGAAGGGAAUCCCACGAUAUAUUUGGUAAUUGCUAUUUGAUUAUGUAUCAGUGAUAUUAAAUGCUUAUAAAAGCAUAUAAAGUAGCUAGAUCAAUGUAAGCCUGCAUUUGUGGGAACAAAGUAGAGUAUACCUGUCUGUGUAUUACGAACUAGUGCAUACACCCCUUUUUUAGAUAAAAGAAAGGAAUCGUGUGUGCGAUUUUAUGGCUUGACUAGAUUGCAAAGCAAUAGAAUAAGGGGUUUAGGGCAAAGUGGGAAAAGAUCCCUGAAGCAAUUGAACCAUUUUGAAUGCAGAAGAGAUUUGCUGAUCUGUCACCUCUGUUAUUAGUCAGAAGUGUUUGUUGGAUCUCUGUAUGUUAGUUUUGUUUACUCUUGCUGUCUGUGGUAGCUGCUACCUAAGAAAGAAGAUGCUUUAUUUUACCAGCCAGAAGAGCAGGUGUCUUUUGGGCUUUUUUUUUAGUUGAUUUAUUUUUCUUUUUUUCCCCCCCAACUUCCUCCUCUGCCCCUCUUGACUUUCUAUCUACUUUUCCUUCCGAAAUGGUUAAUUCUAAACACAGCAGCAUCUUUGGCAUGAGGGCAAUUCCUUUUAUCCAGCCGUGGGCCAAGCCAAAGUUCCCAAGUGUUCACGGUCAGCGGGGGGAAUGCACACAUUAAUGCCGACCUGUUGGCUGGGCAGACCACCUCCAACCUUUGGAUUGCAAGGUGUGGUGGAUCAGCUAGGAAAAGCAUUAUAUUCCUUUACAGUGCUAAUGCUUCACCUCCAUGUUAAUGUCUGGCAGUUUCUUUGCUUGGCCACAAAGACAUUUAAAUGAUGCUCUGUCCAUCUUCCCUUAUAAUAGCCCCUCACUGUAUUAAAGAAGAUGGGGUUUGGUUUGCUCCCUCGUCUCUCUUUCCCCCCACUCCCCCUGCACACUUUUUCAGCAUUUCAUUAACUUUAUUGAUCCACAGUGAGCGUUUUUGUAAACCAUUUCAUUCGAAAAGCACUUUGAAAAUUGUUCCUAAGGGAUUAAAUGAGAUGGUUUAUGACAAUUUUGCCGAGGAAAGAAAAACAAAAAAACAAACCAAAAAAAAAAAGAAAAAAAGAUUAAAAAAAAAAAAAAGAAAA
Molecule: messenger RNA, 2255 nt
Organism: Passer domesticus (house sparrow)
Lineage: Eukaryota; Metazoa; Chordata; Aves; Passeriformes; Passeridae
Gene: CCND2
Product: cyclin D2
Exons: 6
Coding region: 100-957 (285 amino acids)
Biological process (GO): mitotic cell cycle phase transition; regulation of cyclin-dependent protein serine/threonine kinase activity
Cellular component (GO): nucleus; cytoplasm; cyclin-dependent protein kinase holoenzyme complex
Molecular function (GO): cyclin-dependent protein serine/threonine kinase regulator activity
Source: RefSeq, a predicted model, not a curated record